AUGGAGAAACAUGAAGAUGUUCAGUACUGUUUUCAAGACGGAAACUCGUCAUGCAGAAAGGCUUUGCUAUCGACAUCUAUCUACAUAACACUGUACAUCUUCUUCUCAUUGAUUUCAGCAGUUACAGUAUUUUUUAACAUACUGGUGAUCAUGUCCAUCUCUCACUUCAAGCAGCUCCACACUCCAACCAACCUGCUCAUCCUCUCUUUGGCUGUGUCAGAUCUCCUGGUGGGACUGAUUGUGAUACCAGUAGUGACUGUAGCAUUAAUGGAAUCAUGCUGGGGUUUUGGAGAAUAUUUCUGUGUGUUUCAGAUCUACAUUACUUUUUUAUGUACUUCUUUAUCUCUGGGUAAUUUGGUCUUGAUAUCUAUUGACCGCUAUGUUGCUGUGUGUGAUCCCUUAUUGUACCACUCUAAAAUAACAGUAACAAGAAUGAUGUGUUGUAUAUCCAUUACCUGGUGUUGUUGUAUCAUAUACCGAGCUGCUAUUAUAAAAAACUUUGUCAAUGUACUGGUACCCAGUAGGUGUUUGAAAGAAUGUUUUAUUGUUGAAGGAAUAACCUGGGGUAAUAUAAUUGAUGUUGUAAUUACAAUGGUUGUCCCUUGCUCUAUUAUUAUAACACUUUAUAUGAAAAUCUUUGUGGUGGCCAGAUCACAGGACAGAAAGAUAUUUUCAAAAGAGGCUGCCAAUGUGUCUGGUGUUAAAACUGUUCGGGCAAAUAAGUCUGAGAGAAAAGCAACAAAAACUCUGUCUAUUGUUAUUGUCAACUAUUUCAUUUGUUGGAUUCCAUUUCUAUUUGUUUUCUUUUUUACUUUUGUAAUUGACAAUUUAUUCUCAGUUAUCAUCGGCUUUCUGCCACUUUUUAAUUCCUUAAUUAAUCCAAUAAUUUAUGCUUUCUUUUAUCCAUGGUUCAAAGUGACAGCUAAACAUAUUUUAACUCUGAAGAUAAGGCGUUCAUAG
Messenger RNA from Oncorhynchus gorbuscha (pink salmon), 960 nucleotides. Its product is annotated as trace amine-associated receptor 13c-like. Gene Ontology annotation, biological process: G protein-coupled receptor signaling pathway. Lineage: Eukaryota; Metazoa; Chordata; Actinopteri; Salmoniformes; Salmonidae. The record is from RefSeq and is a predicted model, not a curated record. Gene Ontology annotation, molecular function: trace-amine receptor activity. Bases 1 to 960 code for a protein of 319 amino acids. The transcript has a single exon. Gene Ontology annotation, cellular component: membrane.